Messenger RNA from Protopterus annectens (West African lungfish), 3384 nucleotides. It is a transcript of the gene HOXA13, whose product is annotated as homeobox A13. The record is from RefSeq and is a predicted model, not a curated record. Bases 38 to 928 code for a protein of 296 amino acids. Gene Ontology annotation, molecular function: DNA-binding transcription factor activity, RNA polymerase II-specific; RNA polymerase II cis-regulatory region sequence-specific DNA binding. NCBI's taxonomy places the organism in Eukaryota, Metazoa, Chordata, Ceratodontiformes, Protopteridae. Gene Ontology annotation, biological process: regulation of transcription by RNA polymerase II. The transcript is spliced from 2 exons.
UUAAAAAAGAGCCACUAGCCUAAAUGUUGGACGUGCUAUGACAGCGUCAGUGCUCCUUCAUCCGCGCUGGAUUGACCCGGUGAUGUUUCUGUACGACAACGGUUUGGAUGAGAUGAAUAAAAAUAUGGAAGCUUUUCCAGGAGGCAACUUCGCUGCAAACCAAUGCAGAAAUCUUGUGGCCCACCAUCCAGCAUCCCUGGCCCCCUCAAGCGCGUACUCAUCGAGUGAAGUGCCAUCUUCUGGCAUGGCUGAACCUGUCAAACAGUGCAGUCCCUGUUCGGCAGCCCAGAGCUCGUCGAGUGCUUCCCUUCCUUAUGGAUAUUUUGGCAGCGGCUACUACCCCUGCAGGAUGACACAUCACAAUGCUAUCAAGUCCUGCGCACAGCCUUCAACAUUCGCAGAAAAAUACAUGGACACUUCAGUCUCAGGCGAAGAAUUCACCUCCAGGGCAAAAGAAUUCGCUUUUUAUCAGGGCUAUGCAACCGGACCCUACCAGCCAGUGCCCGGCUAUCUGGAUAUGCCCGUCGUUCCUGCUAUUAGUGGGACUGGGGAACCGAGACACGAGCCUCUACUGCCCAUGGAAAGCUAUCAGCCUUGGGCAAUUCCUAAUGGGUGGAAUGGUCAAAUGUACUGUCCCAAAGAUCAAGCACAGCCAGCUCACCUCUGGAAAUCUUCAUUGCCAGACGUUGUGACACAUCCUUCUGAGGUAAGUGCUUAUCGACGUGGGAGGAAAAAACGAGUCCCUUACACAAAAGUGCAGUUGAAAGAACUGGAGCGGGAGUAUGCAACUAAUAAAUUUAUUACCAAGGACAAGCGCAGGAGAAUAUCUGCAGCAACAAAUCUAUCCGAGAGGCAAGUUACAAUAUGGUUCCAAAACAGAAGGGUUAAAGAGAAGAAAGUCAUCAAUAAACUGAAGACCACCAGUUAACGGAUCAUAUCCAUGGGAAUAUAUAUUUGUUGUUUAUGAUUUUUUUUACAUAUUUACCAGGCAACGAACGCCUUCAUUUGAGGCGUGUAUGCCUUUGGUGGAUUUUAAUGGUCAAAACUUACAGGAGUUUGCUGUACAGAGAAAAAAGCAGAUGGAAGGACAUUUUCUAAAAUCGCACUGGGAAGCUCUCAAAGGCACAACAAAGCAGUCACACAGUGAGCUCAGUUAAUGUGACGAUUAUUAUUAGGAUAUCCUGAUCUGUUUGACUCAGUUUCUGUGCUUGCAAAAGGGUUAGGGAGCAGGUAUAAAGGUUGGUGCCGAAACAUUAUUUUCUUGAACUUCAUCUGCAUGCUUUUAUACUGCUCAGGUGAACAAUUCUGCAUAAUGAGAAGCAUGACUGUAAAUGUAGUUGUCACGUUUUAAGCAAGGACAAGUAUUGUAAAAUAAAUAAACAAGCUAUUUUAUUCUUUCACAUACGUGGAUAUCAGUGUGGACUGACAAACAUAUUUCCCCAGGUACUUUCUUUGAAAUUUUAAACGUUUUCUUAACAUUUUUAUAAAAUGUUAUGCAAUUUGCAUUUAGCUUUCCUAGUUUUAUACGAGCACGGUUUCUUUUCUGUAGCUUCUAAAUGCGGAGAAUUCUUUGAGCUUUAUUUAUGGAACUACGAAUGAGAGAAAUAAAAAUCAGAAAAUCAGAUGUACACUGUACACAUUCCAAAAAUUCAAAACAGCUGUUACUAUUCAUGAAAACUUUUAAGUAAACACACAUACAUUAUAAAACUGCAGCGGAUUUUUGUUCUGAUAAAAAAUACAAAUUGCAUUAUUUUUAACUCAUUUCUAAAGCAGGGUGCAUUUCAGGUUACCCAUUUAGCACGCGGUGAAAACAUUUCUAAUAACGUUUUUCAAAAUGCUGGUAAGAAAAAAGAAAGAAAACCAAACUAUUGUUGAAGUUUUGAAGUUGAAAAAAUAACGCAUUCUUUUGGGCUGUGCUAAUAUUUGUACCAUUUCUGUAGCUUCAGAAUUACUUGUAUGUAUUUUUACAAACAACGGCAGACACAAAGAUCUGUUAUUUUCCUGUUUAGUAACAUACACGCCCUUCAGGGAUUUAUCCUAAAACCAUUUGCAUCAAGAUUCAACCUCAUACAACUGGCAGAAUAGCGAAGUUUUAAUUUUCCGAUGGGGGUAUAAGGGGGCUGCUGGGAAAAUAGAUGGCUGGUUCUGGUAAUUGUUUUAAUUUAUUAGAACCAGUCAUCUAUUUUCCCAGCAGUCCCUUCGAAUACAGCCAGUUUUGUUUGGGGGCAGAAGAGCAGCAGGGAGGGAGCAGCGAGGACAAGGUCUGGUAGUUAUCCAAGUGGUAAGGCUUGUAGAGGCCUCAAACCUUGACCUUGACUAAAACAGAAAGUCUUUGACCUUGACUUCUGGCCGCUCACGAAGAAAUACUAUCCCCAAUCGGUGGAUCAAGGGCGCCACCUGGUGUCUCUACUGUAUCUGGUUCGGUUAAUACUAUUGAUGAAUUAUGACUGUUAAAAUUGCCAACUUUGAACCGCAGGAAUGAAAUACAUAUCUUGAUUUUAGUACCAGUUUUUGUUUUAAGUUUUGUUAUUCAGGAACAUUUUCCCUCAAAAGCAGUUUUAUUAAUUUUUAAUAGUCAGUAGAUAAAACAGGGACAGAUAAACAAUAAAUCACUAAUAUAAAUCGAUUUAGCAGCACAGCAUGUCUUGAAAACAUUCGAUUUUCAGGAAAAGCAUUUCAACUAUAAUACUAGAAAUUCAGCGCACAUUUCAGUUUGACAAGUAAAAUGAAAUGGUUUAAUUACGCAUCUAAAAUAAACAGGGCGGGUUUCAUUUUCAGAUUAUUUUCCAAUAAUUUUAUUGUAGUAAAAAGUUAUAAUUUUAAUUUGUUGGAGUUAGUUCUGUGUAAAAGCAAACCAGAAUUUCAGUUGCCUAUAAUACGCCUUUUUUAAUUAUGUAAUCUUCCCUAGGUCGUACUUCAUUCUCAACAAUUGUUUUUGAGACAUGUUAUAAGCUUCAUAUUUAUAUUAAUUACUCAAAUUUACAUUGGUGAUCAAUGUUAUAUGGCACACAUUCUGUAUAUGUAACAUAAAAUAAAUGUUUCUUGCUCCCCCAUAAUAGUAAUAAUAAUAAUUUCCUACAAUUAUUACUUAACACUUACAGUAAAACAGGAAAUUAGGAGAUGAGUAGUGUUGACCAAGUGGAUUUUUUUCAUCUAGAUUGUUUCCAAGCUUUUGGUAUAUCUGUAAAUAAAUAAAUAAACACAUUAAAAUGCAUAUGUAAAUAAGAAAGUGGGUGGGUGUCAAAUAAAUGUUUGCUUGACUCUAGCCUUCCUGGUUUAAUUUAUUGUUGUUUUUCCACCGUAAGACAUGCUAGUAGACUUUUAAAGUUGAUCUGUGUUGAAGGAAAUGCAACUUUUGUUUUUCAUUUAUUUUUGAAUGCUAUA